AUGCCGCAAGAUCAAGUCCGCCAAGUUACGCUCAACGUUGACCUGGGAUAUGCUAAGUCAAUCCUUGGAAUCUGCAAAGUUCUCGAAUUUGUAAGUUUUCAAUGAAGCUCGUCCCAGGGCUUUUCCCUUAAAAUAUGGGAUGGGUGUGGGUAUCACAGUGAUAUGCAUGGGCAUUCCCGCUAACCCAAAUCGCUAAGGUAAUAUGAGAAGGGAAGCCUAUGUCUCUAGGGUUUUGGGAAUGGGGAAUGUCCAAAACGCGGGAAUGCCCAUAUCACUGUAACAGGCGCGCCCCUCCAAUUUUUAAGGCAAAAGCCCCGGGGAUCCAUUGCCCACGUGGUGGUCACAAUUGAAGAAUAAUAAAAAACAAAAAUAAUGUAGAAAACAAAGCAAACGAAAAGAAGGUAACCGAUAAGGAAUUUGCGCCAAUCGACCUUUCUCAAGCCGGACCAAAGCCUGUUGAAUACAGCGGGACAAAAUCGAAAUCGGAACAAAAAAAAAACACAACUAUGGAAUACUAUCCACAACAGUGCUUUGUUGUUUGCUUUGUUGUUUGUUGAACCUGAAAAUGUGCAGAGACCCAUUUAAGUAACAAAAAGUUGUUUCAUAAUGUCUUUACAGUCAAAACAACCUCUGCAGUUUGAAAUAAAUUCUUUACGUCGUUUGGGAGUGCGUUUAUUAUACCGGCUACGUAGCUCCCUCAGUAACAACGUUUCGUAAUGAUCUGUCCUCUUUCUGCAUCGGGAGAUAGCGUGCCCGAGCUGUUCAAAACGCUGGAAUUGCAACCUGAAGACCCUGAGAUCAAUACCGCCCUAACCGUAUCCUGAAUUUGUUCUCGGUAGUCCCCAGGUCAACUCCUCGGUCACGUUUGAAUAGCCAACUGGUUUGUCUCCAGCCAGCUGGGAUUGUAAUCCUUGCUAUUUUUAUUUCAAUUUUUUUAAUAUCCAAACAUAUUUAUAACUGUUCGUCUAGGCUGCUUUGUGUUUUUUUCCCUUUACCUUAACAUAAUCCAUAUUGUAAUCGGCAAUGCCAUCUACUCAUGAAAAUGCCAGUAAAUGUUGAUGUUGUAUUGUUCUUUUUUUAAAGCUUUUCCUAUUAAUAUCUUGGGCCUGUAUGGCUGAUUGCUGCGUACUUCCUUCGGGGACGAUGUUCAACGGAAGAUAUGGCUUCUUUCUUUUUGUGUUAAUAUUUGGCUGGCUUUGUAUCAUGGUUUUUUAUGCUAUCUAUCUUCUGAUGCUAGCGGACAAGUUGAUAAAGAAUUUCGACUCAAGAUUUCUCGUAAGUGAUACAGAAAAUAUUUAUUCGUUAUUGACCAAGCGCAAACAAGAACGAGGCCAAGAUACAGUUGUCUUGACUGAACAAGUUUGGUCAAUAAAGGAUUAAUUAUAUCGCCAAAAAGAGAACUUUUUCUUUCGGGACCAACGUGGGAAAUCCUUGAACGGGUAGCCAAUUAGAACGCAGAAUUCGCUUCAUCUUGCCCGCUGGCGGAUUAUGCUAUAUAAUAAGGCUUAGCAUACUGUAUGCUAUGGUACUGUUUACAAUUUCAAAAAACUAAGUUAUUGGUAUAAAAGAAAAGGCAGCAAAGAUUUCAACUGAAUUGAUAAGUUACUGAUUGGCCACCGUAGCUAGUGGGGGAACAGGGGGGUCCAAACCUCCCGCCUUAGUACCCUGCAUUUCCGGCUUCCGCCCCUUUUCUUCCUGGAUUUAUCUCUUAAUUAAGCCCUUUGUUCGAUUGCGAAAUAUUAAGUAUAAAUACGCAAUAUCCCCCAAAACUUCCCCCUUCCCGCUACUACCAUCUCCCGCUCUUUCAUUUCCCUCCUUAUGCAUCCCUCCCGCUCCCUAUUCUCCUUGGCCCCCCGGCGCCCGCCUGUUCUCCCCCCCUCCCGCCCACCAGGGAGAUGAAAAAAAACCCGAUGUUUCGAUCACUAGGACCUUCAUCAGAGCGAAUUGUGGGUUGUGUCAGGCUUAUGCCAUUGGAGCUCUGUUCUUGGUGGAAACAUGGUAACGUAAAAAUUAAGUUGAAUGGAAGGCGCGUUCGUUAAUUCCUCGGGGAUUAAGUGUGCCAAUUUGAAAGAGAGGUUUUUGCUCUAGAAUUUUGCGGCUCUCCGUGUUCUCUUGGUGAAGAGAAAAAACCUUAAAGCGUUGGCUGGAAAUUGUGUUAAAAUUUGUCCUCGAAAACAAUCCUCCAUUGCAGUGCGACACAGUAUCGACCCAUGCCCAGUCUCACGCGGAACUUCAUAAUAGCCAAUUGACUUGCGGCUAAUUCUUAUUUCAGCUUCUGGGGUUUGAAGUUUUAUGGGCGCUGCUGAUUCUUAUUAGUGCUUCCUUGGUGGGACAGGUCGCUAACUACUACGGGACAGUAGCGACGUCACAGCUGACGUCACAGUUAAGUCAAUUAGGUCAAGCCGAAAGCAAAGCUGCGGCUGAUGUUAAAAGAUUUUAUCAAACAAUGGCGGCUGGUGUGGUAAGUAAUGAAGGCAAAACGUCUCACUUUAAAACAACAAAAGUUAUAACGGAAUAGCUUUUGCGCUGGGACGGAAAGUAAAGUGAAUUUGAGCGUCCCAGAACGGAAAUAGGCAUGUGCUGGCAGGAUUCAAGAAAAAUAAUUUUUUUCACCUUUAGUGAGAUAUGAAUUCGCAACUUCGCUCCGUAGAUUACAUCUUCCAAAACUAGUCUCAUAACUCGGUUGGUCAGAGAACAGAAAAAUCUAAGUAAGACAUGUUAGGAGGUCGUGAAUUUCAGUUUCGCCGGCGUCUUUUAUAACUCCUAGUCAGGAGCCCGAUGGAGAACGGAAUUACAUACUAAUUGAACCAUUCGCGCAUCGUUGGUCGCCAUUUUCAUAGUUUUGUAUUUUAAGAUGCGGAGGUCGUCGGGAACAGUUGAAUAUUGCGGGAAAGGCUAACCUAAAAAUAAACUUUCUUGACGAAACGCCGUUGUGCGAAUUGAAGCGAAUUGCACUCUCAGGGAGAAGAGCUCCGUGUUCUGAUGUAUCUAGGAAGAAAUCUCAAUUCCUUCUACCGAUAAGUAUUAAAGCGAGUGGCUCAAAACUGCUGACCAAUCAAAUACAAACCUCCUCUUUAUAGCACUUUCUAUAGCGCCUAUUAAAAUUUCCCGAAACGAAACUUUUCGUCUUGAACUUAGUACGUGGAACGCUUAAUGCGUAUUAAAUUUUGCACGCUCUUUUUUUCAGGCGUUCGGAUUCUUCGCCCUUGUGGUGUUUAUCGUGGAUAUUGUUGUACUCAUUAUCAAGAUCGUGAAAGCCAGGAGA
Porites evermanni is the source of this 3265-nucleotide messenger RNA. Lineage: Eukaryota; Metazoa; Cnidaria; Anthozoa; Scleractinia; Poritidae. The record is from the annotation of a GenBank genome assembly.